AUGGAUGACGAUCUUGUCGACGUGUUUAUUGUGCUCGGAGUAUUGGGACUCGGAUUGAUAGGACUUCUCAUUUUGUUGGCAACCGUAGUUCGUAGUGGUAAUACUAUAGCUGCUGAAGAGCCUAGAAGUACAGCAUCGAAAACCCCGGUCUCCAGGGUGUUCUCCUCACCACUGCCAAAAGCUGAGCAUUUGCCGAGCCCAACAAGACCGAAGGAGCAUUUCAUAUUUAUUGUUCCACGCUCUCCAACGUAUAGGGCGGAAAUCGCUCAAAGCACUACUUCACCGUAUCAAAGCACUUCAACUGGAAGCUCAUACCUUCCAAAUCAAAUCCCACCGUUGGCGAAAAGGCGAUGUUCUGCAUGA
Molecule: messenger RNA, 363 nt
Organism: Cooperia oncophora
Lineage: Eukaryota; Metazoa; Nematoda; Chromadorea; Rhabditida; Trichostrongylidae
Source: the annotation of a GenBank genome assembly